Cuscuta campestris is the source of this 1232-nucleotide messenger RNA. NCBI's taxonomy places the organism in Eukaryota, Viridiplantae, Streptophyta, Magnoliopsida, Solanales, Convolvulaceae. The record is from the annotation of a GenBank genome assembly.
CAUGUCACUUUUACAUCUAGUCAUUGUCUGGUUGAACGCCUUUGUGAUAAGAAAAUUAUCCUUACCGGCGAUCGAAUUAAUAAUAUUUAUAUGAUCAACCUAGAUAGUACUUCUUCUGAUUUUGCUCAUUGUCUUAUGACUAGAGAGGAAGAAAUGUGGCUAUGGCAUAAAAGGAUUGGUCAUACCAAUAUGGAACUAAUUAAUAAAUUAGUUUCAAAAGACCUAGUAAUUGGUGUUCCUAAACUCAAAUUUGAAAAGGGAAUUUGUGAUUCGUGUCAAAAGGGUAAACAAUGGUGAAUUGAAUGAGAUGUUUGGCAUGGAGAAUAGUAACAAGGAGCUCACUACCCAAAAUAAUGAUCAAAACCCGUGGUAUAAUUUUGAUGAACAAAAGUGUUGGGAAGUGAUGAAUUUUCGACCCAAAUUCAAUGAAUCUGGACGGCCCAAGGUGAAUGGAAUGCAACCUCCUCAACGCCUCAUUCAAUAUAUUUCCUCGUAUAUCCUGCGUGGGCGCUCGGGCAAUCACCCUCAAAUGAGCAAAGACGAUGCCAUGCUUAUCUAUGCAAUCUUGAAGCCGGUGUCUAUCAAUUGGGGGAAGUACAUCUUGACAUACAUGAACUUGUGCCGGGCAAAGAAAAAAUCUCUACCGUACCCCAUGCUUCUCACCUAUCUUUUGAAAAGGAAGGGAUUUGAAUUUGUGAAUGCCGAGAUGGAUAGUGAAACUCCUUUUUGGAGGAUCAAGAGGUCAACAGUAAUGAGAACCAAGCUUGAUGGUGAAGAUGAAGCACGUGCAGAAACCGGAACUUCUCAGUCACGUGUGGCUUCCCGGGGUCACAAGGUCACAUUGCCUAUGCUUUUUGAGUCCCUGCAAAGCCUCCAAUCCUCCUUCAACAACAUCCAGCUCCAACAAGCCACUUACGGUUAUAACUUGAAUAAGAUGUUGGUCAAGAGUGGAGAGCACUGGGAAACACCAUCCUUGGAAGCGCUCGCACCUUACAUGUCUCAGGGUUCUUCUUCUCAUACCGCUCCUUCUGAUGCUGAUAAUGAUGAAGACGAUGAGGAUGAUGAAGAGGAGGAUGAUAUUGCACAAGAAGAAGCGACCAUGGAUGAGGAAUGAGUGGACUUUGCAUUUUUGACAAACACAAGCUCAAGCAAUUCUUUGGUUGGGUUUGUCAUUAUCAAAAAGGGGGAAUUUGUUGACCCUUGUGUUUUGAUAAUGAAAACCUUAUAUGUGG